AUGGCAUCUGCAGUUGAUUCAAGCACGAUCUUCCGGGUUGACGGCAUUGUGGCUGUCAUUACCGGAGGAGGCAGUGGUAUUGGACUCACUAUGUCAAGGGCUCUUGCCACCAAUGGUGCGCAUAAGGUCUAUAUUCUGGGUCGCCGCAUGGACGUACUGGAAAAGACCGCCGCGGAAUAUCCUAGCAUAGUUCCAGUGCAAGCUGAUGUGACAUCCAAGGCUGACCUUCAGGCCGCUGUGGAUCUCAUCAAGGAGGAAGUUGGCUAUGUCAACCUCGUCGUCGCCAAUUCGGGCAGCAUCGGCCCCCCGGUGCGCUUUAGUCCCACUGCUUCGAUUUUCGAGCUGCGCGAGACUCUUUUUACCAACUUUGUUCCAGAGGAAAUGAAUGACGCCCUGGCUCUAAACGUUACCGCGGCCUUCUUUACCAUGAUGGCUUUCCUAGAGUUGCUCGACGCUGGUACCCAGAACGCCCUGAAGGGCGGCUUUGGCAAGCCGGCCAAAGAAGGCUCCCAUGUUCCAUCGAUCCAGAGUCAGAUCAUCUUCACGACCAGUGUUUCGGCAUUUAGUCGACACUGGUCAUCGUCACCUCCCUAUUUGACCAGCAAGGUCGCUAUCAUGCAGGUAUCCAAACAUGCCAGUACCCAAUUGGCCAGAUUUGGCAUUCGUGUCAACGCCAUUGCUCCGGGAGUCUAUCCCUCCGAACUGGCUUCCGCCCUCAUCGGGAAUCGUAAGCCUGAAGAGGAGGCAUUUGAGGACCAGCGAUUCAUCCCCGCCAGACGGUUUGGUGGCGAUGAGGAGAUGGCUGGUGCUAUUCUGUAUCUGACUAGCCGUGCUGGAAGCUACUCCAAUGGCUCCGUUCUCCUCACUGAUGGUGGUCGACUGUCUGUGAUGACAGGCACAUACUAG
Messenger RNA from Penicillium antarcticum, 906 nucleotides. RefSeq names its product SDR family NAD(P)-dependent oxidoreductase. The record is from RefSeq and is a predicted model, not a curated record. NCBI's taxonomy places the organism in Eukaryota, Fungi, Ascomycota, Eurotiomycetes, Eurotiales, Aspergillaceae. The transcript is spliced from 3 exons. The coding region runs from base 1 to 906 and encodes 301 amino acids.